Molecule: messenger RNA, 2164 nt
Organism: Humulus lupulus (European hop)
Lineage: Eukaryota; Viridiplantae; Streptophyta; Magnoliopsida; Rosales; Cannabaceae
Product: protein NRT1/ PTR FAMILY 8.3-like
Exons: 4
Coding region: 313-2040 (575 amino acids)
Biological process (GO): transmembrane transport; oligopeptide transport
Cellular component (GO): plant-type vacuole membrane
Molecular function (GO): transmembrane transporter activity
Source: RefSeq, a predicted model, not a curated record
CCCCAUUCCCCAAUAUGUUACCGACGUCCUGUAGUAGCUUAGCUUCUAUGUGGAAGGAUUAAAAAUAUUGUGCAUGAUGAACCAGUUCACCACAUGUAUAACCUCUUCUGCUCAUCAUUGGUUUGAUAGCACGUAGGACUUUUUUUUUUCAAAUAUCUGUAGCUCACUUACCCUUUAUCUAAAAGAAGAAAUAAAACAGUACCCCGUUGCACUCAAAAAAAUAAUUUUCACCAAAAAAUAUCACAUUUUGUUGUGCCUUAUUUGUUUAAUGAGAUCUUGUGUUUUAAUUAAUUAAGAUAUAAUAAUUGGCGCAUGUUCUUGAAAAUCUCGAUGCAGACAACAGACUCUAAUCUCUAUGCAGGUGAUGAUUCAGUUGACAUUCUUGGGAGUCCUGUUCUUAAAAAUACUACUGGGAAGUGGAGAGCCUGUUCUUUCAUUCUAGGUACUUUUUUCUGUGAACGCCUGGCCUUCUAUGGGAUUUCAACGAAUCUUGUCAGUUAUCUAAUUGAAAAACUACACAAAGGAAAUGUCUCUGCAGCAAGAAAUGUUACAACAUGGCAAGGUACGUGCUAUCUUACACCUCUAAUUGGAGCCAUCUUAGCGGACACCUACUGGGGUAGAUUUUGGACCAUUGCGGGUUUCACCACAGUUUAUCUAAUUGGAAUAGCUGCCUUAACUCUCUCAGCAUCAGUUCCAGCAUUAAAGCCUGCUGAAUGUAUAAAGUCCGUAUGCCCUUCAGCUACUCCUGCUCAGUAUGCCAUGUUCUUUUUUGGACUCUAUAUGAUUGCACUUGGGACUGGUGGGAUCAAACCAUGUAUAUGGCCUUUUGGGGCAGAUCAGUUUGAUGAUACUGAUCCUAGAGAAAGAGUAAAGAAAGGAACCUAUUUCAACUGGUUUUACUUUUCUCAAAACAUUGGUGCCAUAAUAGCAAGUACCUUAUUGGUAUGGAUUCAAGACAAGGUUGGCUGGGGUCUAGGAUUUGGAAUCCCUGCAUUGCUAAUUGCCAUUGCUCUUGCGAGUUUGUUCUCAGGUACACUCGUAUACAGAUUACAGAAGGCAGGGGGAAGCCCUUUGACAAGAAUUUGCCAAGUUUUUGUUGCAGCAUUCCAUAAGAGGAGACUGCAUGUACCAGAAGAUAGUAGCGUCCUCUAUGAAACACGAGACAAAAGCUCCACUAUUAAAGGUAGUCGCAAACUAGAGCAUAGUGACGAACUGAGGUGCCUAGACAAGGCUGCCUUGGUCUCAGAUAGUGAAACUGAAAGUGGGAAUUUCUCUAAUCCCUGGAGGCUUUGCACUGUCACACAGGUGGAGGAACUGAAGAUUUUGAGCCGCAUGUUUCCAAUCUGUGCAACUGGAAUUAUAUUUUCUGCUGUGUUUGCCCAAAUGCCAACCUUGUUUGUGGAACAAGGGAAGAUGAUGGACAAAACUCUGUGGUCUUUCACUAUUCCAGCUGCCUCUCUUUCACUUUUCAAUCACAUUAGUGUCAUUACCUUGGUACCGAUCUAUGACAGAGUGAUUGUCCCUAUGGCAAGGAAGUACACAGGGAAAGAAAGAGGCUUCUCACAAUUGCAGCGAAUGGGAAUAGGCCUUUUCAUUUCAAUUCUCUGCAUGUCUUCAGCUGCCAUAGUUGAGAUUAAGCGGCUAGAACUUGCGAGGGAGCUUGGGUUGGUUAACAAGGAAGUUGUUGUACCACUCACCAUAUUUUGGCAAGUUCCUCAGUACUUCUUGUUGGGGUCUGCAGAGGUGUUUACUUUCAUUGGGCAACAUGAGUUCUUCUACGAGCAGGCACCAGAUGCCAUGAGGAGUUUAUGCAGUGCAUUUUCUCUACUAACAAAUUCUUUAGGGAACUACCUAUGCUCUUUGGUUUUGACUAUUGUAACUUACAUAACAACAAAGGGUGGGAAGCCUGGAUGGAUCCCUGAUAACCUGAAUGAAGGACACCUUGAUUACUUCUUCUGGCUUUUGGCUGGACUUAGUUUCUUAAACGGGUUGGUGUAUAUAGUUUUUGCAAGAAAAUACAGGGAGAAGAAAACUUCUUAGAAGGCUUUUGGUUCCAUUUCUGUGUAUGUUUAUUAAUAUAUAAAGCAAAAAUCAUUUAAGGUUUCAAGUAGGACAGACAAUGGUUGUAAAUCAGUAUUCACGUGCUUAUAAUUUGAUCAUUAAU